This is a messenger RNA of Solanum verrucosum, 3864 nucleotides long. Its product is annotated as putative late blight resistance protein homolog R1A-3. The record is from RefSeq and is a predicted model, not a curated record. Bases 1 to 3864 code for a protein of 1287 amino acids. Lineage: Eukaryota; Viridiplantae; Streptophyta; Magnoliopsida; Solanales; Solanaceae. The transcript has a single exon. Gene Ontology annotation, molecular function: ADP binding. Gene Ontology annotation, biological process: defense response to other organism.
AUGGCUCAAAAUAACAUUGAUGAUGUAUUGGAUCACCUAAGAAUGAUAAAGAGUGGAGGCUAUCUGAAUAUCGUCGAUAUUGAGGCACUUGAAAUGGAGCUAAGAUUUUUCAGAACUUUUCUCAAAAACCAUCAUGUUCUUUGGCCUGAUUCCUUAGUCAAAAUCACAAAGAAGGCCAAAUUGAUUGUGGAAAUGCUUGCUUUUGGUGGAAUACCAGAAGAAUGCAGAACUAACAUUUAUGGGGAGAGGCUAGUAUCACAGUUGUGGGAAUUCAUUGAAGGUUCUGCUAGUUCAAUGCUGAAUUAUGAGUCAGAUGAUUCCUAUCUGAUAGAAUAUAUGGAUUACCUCGAAAAGAAUCUAAAUGAUGCACCGUAUCUAGUCAAGUCUGAUCCUUUCUUGAUAAAAGAAACCAAAAUCCUUCAGAAGACAGAUAGGUAUUUAAGGCAGUUGAUCUUCAUUCAAAAGAAAAUGAGGUUUCUAAGAUACUUAUAUAGCACAGAGAUAAAUGGUUACGUCAACCAUGAGAAGUUGAAAGGUUUGCUGACCCGAAUUCAGUUUAUGGCUGAAAAUGUGGGACAUUUCUGUCCUGCUCUUUGGGUUAAUGAAGAUGAAGAUGAUGCCGAUUCAAAAAAGGAUGAAAAUGACACCGAUUCAGAUGAAGAUGAUACAGAUUCAAAAGAGGAUGGAGAUGAUACAUUUAACAUCGAGAGUAAGCUUCCUUACCUACUAUUCCUGAUUGUACUAGUGGAGCUGGAAAUGAAGAAGAUUUUUCUCUGUGAACUAAAGGCUUCAAAAUUUACUCAAUCAAGAACUUUCAAGGACAAGAAAUUACCAAAAGGAUUUUCACAUCAUCUCCAUGGUCUGUUGAUGUAUCUUAGACAGAAAAAGCUUAAGAACUUUGUUUCUGCUCGAAACAUUGAUGUGGCAAUAGAGUUCUUGUUGGUUUUUCUCGGUGAUGUGCCAAAUCAUGUUAUUAAUGGAAAGAGGUUGAAUGAAGUCUUGGAAAAGAUUGGAGUUCUUGUGGGUGAUGUACUAUGUGUAAUUCAAAUGCAUCUUGAGGGAUCUAUAAUCAAAGAAGAUGCUAGCAAGAUUGAUCUUAGCACAAUACAGAUAUUCGAGAAAAUUGAAGAUCUUAAGGCACAAGUGGAAGAAAAGUACAAAUACUUAGAAUACAAUCCUUCUCAUGAGUUCCCCACUGUUGGUGGAUUGAGCUUUCUUUAUUCUCUCCUUUGUAAAUUGAAUGAGAUGUUGAAAUCUGAAACAGGUUUGGUUUUCAUGAUGAAGCCUCAUAUUGGCAUUUUAGAGAAAGAGCUCUCAUCUCUAAUGUCUGUUUUUGGAGAUGUUGCACAGGUGCAACGUGAACAUAAAAUUCUUAAAGAACUUCGGAAGCAUAUUAUCAAUUUGGCAUAUGAAGCUGAAGUUUCUAUUGACUCUACUCUUGCUCAAUAUAAUGUUCUUUGGCAUUCUUUUCACUCACUUCCUGCAAUCAUAGAAGAGAUCAAACAUACUCGUAUGGAGGUGACAAAGAUGUGGUCAGAGAACCUUGUUAGUAGGCCCUACUCUGUAGUUGAGCCAUCUAAACAUUUGCCAACUCAAUAUAACAAUCUUAUGAAUGAUGAGGAGAUAGUAGGUUUUGAGAAUGACACAAGAAUAAUUCAGCAUCUGAUUCAAGGAAGAAAUGAGCUAGAUGUCAUCCCGAUUGUUGGUAUGGGGGGACAAGGUAAAACAACCUGUGCUAGAAAGUUGUACAACAGUGACAUCAUUGUUUCUCAUUUUGAUGUUCGGGCAUGGUGCAUCAUCACCCAAACAUAUAACUGGAGAGAGUUAUUACAAGAGAUUUUUAGCCAAGUUACCGGUUCCAAGGACGAGGGAGAUAAGGAUGACAUCCUUGCUGACAUGUUGAGAAAAAGCCUAAUGGGAAAGAGAUAUCUCAUUGUAUUAGAUGAUAUGUGGGAUGGUAUGGCAUGGGAUGACUUAAGGCUUUCUUUUCCCGAUGUUGGAAAUAGAAGCAGAAUAGUAGUAACAACUCGACUUGUGGAAGUUGGUGUGCAUGUCAUACACCAUACUGAUCUUUAUUUCUUUCCAUUCCUCACACCAGAAGAGGCUUGCAGAUUAUUGCAGAAAAAAGUGUUUCAAAAGGAAGUUUGCCCAUCUGAACUAGAAGAUGUGAGUCUAGCAGUUGCAAAAAGAUGCAAAGGACUGACUCUAGUAGUUGUAUUGGUAGCUGGAAUAAUCAAAAAAAGGAAAAUGGAAGAAUCUUGGUGGAAUGAGAUUGAAAAUACUCUAUUUUCCUAUCUUAGUAAGUCUGAAGAAUAUAGUCUGGAGACUAUGCUUUUAAGUUAUUAUAACUUACCCGAUCAUUUGAGACCGUGCCUUCUUUACAUGGGGAUGUUUCUGGAGGAUGAAAGAAUUCCAGUGUCUCAAUUGAUAAGUUUAUGGAUCGCAGAAGGUUUUGUGCAGAACAUUCAAUCUGGAAGCUUGGAAGAUGCAGCUGAAGGUUACUUGAUGGAUCUCAUUAGCAGUAACGUGGUAAUGGUUUCAAGGAGAAGAUAUAACGGUAAAGUCAAAUACUGUCAGGUUCAUGACGUAGUGCUUCACUUUUGCUUGGAGAUGAGCAGUGAAGAAAAGUUUAUGUUGGCAUUGAAGGGAAAUCGUAGCCAGUUUCAACCUUGUGAUUGGAAAGAAAGUCGAGUGAGCUUCAGUUUCAAUAAUGAGCUUUCCAUGUUUGCAUCUCUAGGCUCCAAAACACGAAAGCGUUUCCAGGAGCACUUGAGGUCACUGAUAACGACCAAUCUAAGUGAAUUUCAUGAUUGGAAUCCCUUCCGUCAGGUUAGUGAAGUGAGACUUCUUAAGGUCUUGGAUUUGAGUUCUCAUACAGUGGAUCAUUUUGGGUCAGCUACAUUGAAACCACUAAUUCACCUAAAGUACCUCUCUGUUCACACAAUUACAUUCAAUUUUCAUCGAGAACCGCACCUGCCCCAUCUUGAAGCUUUAAUUGUGAAGUGUUUCAUCAAGCCUACAGUGUUACCAAAGAUUUUUUGGAAAAUGGAAAAAUUAAGGCAUGUUGAUAUUAGUAAAGCUGUUAUUGAUUUGGAGGGGAUCUUUGAAGAAUCACCUAAGUUGGAAAACUUGAGGAUAUUAAGGAAUGCUAGAUUUCGAAUUCGCAAUGCUGAUAGUGUGGAUGUGUUAUUAUGGGGGUGUCCUAAUCUUCAAGAAUUUGAGAUCUUUUUUAAGGGCGAUAACAAAAGAUAUUUUAGUCCCAAUUUGGAGAGUCUUACCCAGCUUCAAAUACUUCGCCUUUAUGUUAAGUGGCCCCGAAUUGUAUCCGAGUUACACUUGCCUUCAAAUUUAAUGAAGAUGGUACUAACUGGAAAUCCUACAGAAGUCAUGAUUUCCCUCAUUGCGGGACUACCAAGUCUGGAGUAUCUCAAAUUAAGCAGGAAGUCUCAGAUUUGGAUGAAAUUAGGAGAGUGGUGUCUUAGAGAUAUCGCGUUCCAUAAACUUAAAUUCUUAAAACUGGUGUGGUUAAAUAUAUCAAGGUUGGAUGUCUCGGAGGAAUCCUUUCCCCAGCUCGAAACACUUGUUAUAAAAGGAAAUGACGAGCUCAAGGAGGUCCCCCUUAGCUUUGCAGAUGUUCCAACACUGAAACAGAUUAAGUUGAUUGACUGCAAUGAAUCACUGGAGGCUUCAGCUGUGAGAAUUAAGGAAGAAGUCCAAGCAAUUGAAGGAUGUGACCGUCUUCAACUUAUUAUUAUCAAAGUAAGUAGAAACAAACUCCUAUGUGUUGUUUUUGAGUAUCAACGAGCCUCUAAUGUGCAAACAAUAUGUUCAAUACAGGAAAGGUGGCAAAACAUCCGGAAGUGA